AUGCUGAAGAAGGCGCUGAAGAUCAAAGGCGUUGAGGGCCGCACGGCACUCGUUGAGUUCGCCGUCAACAAGCGCGUCAAGUACCUCGAAUAUCUGAAGGAGUUGCACAGCGAGGAGGGGACGCUGUGGAUGAAUACGGUCCACCUCGACCUUCACGAGAUCGGAAAAUACUUUAACAUCGCCGAUGCCUGCCUCCCAACCGAUCGCGACGGCGCCAGCAAAGAGGGGCUCAUUCAGCUGCCUGCUGAGAAGCCAGUGACCGUUGCAGCAAGCGCGACAGGGGCGCUGGCGUCUUCGAGCAGCAGUGCCUCGGCCGUGCUUGGCGCAACGGGGGCCAACUUCAUCAGCGUCUCCAUCGCCAACGCCCCGGCGGCGAUUCAGCAGCGCAGCAGCUCGGCGGCGGACUGGGCGCGGUACUACCUUCCCUGCUACGCCGCGCUUGCCAUUUCGCUCUCUGAGAUACUUGUCAUCCCUAUUGGUGGGGAGGAGUUUGUGGAGUGCUUUUACGGGCUGCUGCUGGAGCUAGAGGUCGCGUACGCAAGCGGGGCGGCCUCGAAGGCGCUGGCGCAGCGCAACCUCCGGCAGUUCCGCCAGCACUUGUCACCAGGUCUCAAGUCACUCUUGCAGACAUCAACGGACGCAGAGACGCCUGAUGCGACGCCGGCGUUCCCGGUGCUGACUACCUCGUCCGACCUCGACGCGCAGGUCAAGUAUCUUUUUCUGAACCAGCGGCACCUCGAGUACACGGCAGCUUCUCCGUCCUAUGACGCUGUUAUUCCUGCGCUGUGCUCCGUCCUCAUGUUCUCCUACCGCAAACUCUGCGACUAUGAGGUGAUGAGAGAGGACGAGUGCGUGCGCCGCAUCCUCUCCAUCGACAAGCGACUCGAGCGGCUCUUCUUCGCCCACGUGAGCCAUGAGGUGGGAAAGAUAGCCAAGCAGAAACUUCUGCACGAGGCGUACAUCCUUUCUACUGGCGCCUUGUUUGCGGACCUCGUCGGCGCAUCGGGACGCAGUGGCACCAGCGGUGCCUCUGGCAUCGAUGGCGGAGCGGACUUUGUCGCGGACUUGCUCAUCCAGCAGCAGCAGGGCCGUGAACUGUCGAGUCCAACAGCCGCUGAGAAGAAAGAGUUCGACUCCUCCGACAAUGACGAGAACGAUGGAACCGUCUGGUUUGGCCCGAAAGAGGACCGGUGA
Messenger RNA from Leishmania mexicana MHOM/GT/2001/U1103, 1194 nucleotides. RefSeq lists its product as hypothetical. The record is from RefSeq and is a predicted model, not a curated record. Bases 1 to 1194 code for a protein of 397 amino acids. Lineage: Eukaryota; Euglenozoa; Kinetoplastea; Trypanosomatida; Trypanosomatidae. The transcript has a single exon.